AUGUCGCGCAUUACCGCUCCCGUCGCAAAGCUCACCCGCUCCAUCAACUCGGCCGCCACGGCCAACCGCUCCAGCGGCCUCCUCGAGUCCCACUACAACGUCAACCACGGCGCCGUCCUGAUGCCAAAGUACGCAGAGCUCCUCCAGAACCGGAGCACCCGCGAGCACGACUCCGCCCGCACCCUAAGCACAACCCACCGCCCAACCCCGCAACCAACCCGGACCUCCCCGUCCGUCCGCCAAAUGCAAACCUUCUCCUCCUCGGCCGCAACCUCUUCCGCAACCACCGCCGGCGGAAUGGACUUCACAACCCUCCCCCUCUCCUACGACCCCGCCCCCAGAAACGAAUUCGCAGGCAUGCGCAUGCCCCUCCUCCCAGACUCCUUCACCACAAAACACCAGUCUCUCUACGAGCAAACCUCCUCCGCCGCGGCCGCGGCCGACGCCCUCCCGCUCAGCAAGCCCGAAAUCUCAAUCAUUGCAGCACACCCCGAAAACGUCACCACCGCGGCGGCCUUGACUGAGAUUGAGGGCUUUGGUGUAGAUGGCGUCGAGCUGAAGUGGGCUCACGACAGCGAGGCCGCUGCUGAGGUUGAUGCGCACCAGCCUGGUUUGAGAGAUUUGUGGAAGGGUCUUGUUGAUAACGUUGUUGGGUCGUCGCAGAAGCCUGCUUUCUAA
This is a messenger RNA of Colletotrichum godetiae, 678 nucleotides long. RefSeq lists its product as uncharacterized. NCBI's taxonomy places the organism in Eukaryota, Fungi, Ascomycota, Sordariomycetes, Glomerellales, Glomerellaceae. The coding region runs from base 1 to 678 and encodes 225 amino acids. The record is from RefSeq and is a predicted model, not a curated record. The transcript is spliced from 2 exons.